AAUCGUGCAACUUCCUCCUGUGCAGAAAGAGGCUUCAGCCCAGUCCACCCGUCUUAAGCGUCCUCUGAGGGGCAGGGGGCCUCUCCUCAGGCGCUCUCGCCCGCCUUCCUUCCUUCCCUCCGCCGCCCGUUCUCGGCGCGUCAAGCGCAGGGCUGCACAGCCGGCAACCGCGGAGCCACGGUCUUUGACGCUGCCUCCGCCCCGCGAUGGAAUCAAUCGAGGACCUGGCGGUGGGGCCUUGCGCGGCCUCGCUGUACCUGCGGCCUCUGCGGCUCCGCUACCGCCAGAAUGGUGUUUCAAAGAUCUGGGACUUCAUGAAGACGCACGACAGCGUGUCCAUUCUGAUCUUUAAUACUUCUCGGCAGUGCUUUGUUGUGGUGAAGCAGUUCCGUCCAGCUGUCUAUAUGUGUGAGAUGGAUCAGCAUUGUCCUCAAGACUUUGAGAGCAACGCCCCAGAGACCUGGUGUCCUCUUAAAGGUACUUUACCGGCUUCAUCAGGUGUGACGUAUGAGCUCUGUGCUGGCAUUGUAGACAAGGCAGAGCUCUCUCUGGAGGAAAUCGCAUGCCAGGAAGUCUUAGAGGAAUGUGGCUACGAAGUCCCCCUAGCCGGCCUGAAGAGGAUUACAUCAUACAGAUCUGGAGUUGGUGUGACCGGGUCAAAGCAGACGUUAUUUUAUGCAGAAGUGACCGAUGAGAUGAAAACGGGCAAAGGAGGCGGCCGGCCAGAAGAAGGCGAGCUGAUUGAAGUUGUGGAAAUACCUCUGCCGGACUCAAUGGAUUUUGCAUUUGAUGAGACUUUCCCUAAAACUAUGGGCGUUAUGUUCUGCUUCAUGUGGUUCCAUAACAACAUUGCCCCAAAGCUACCAGAAAAAUCAGAAUAGCAUCAGGUUGUACAGGAAUUCAGGGCGAGGGGGGCAAUAAAGAAAUUAAACCACAAA
Messenger RNA from Eublepharis macularius, 938 nucleotides. It is a transcript of the gene NUDT14, whose product is annotated as nudix hydrolase 14. Gene Ontology annotation, biological process: nucleoside phosphate metabolic process; ribose phosphate metabolic process. The record is from RefSeq and is a predicted model, not a curated record. The coding region runs from base 207 to 881 and encodes 224 amino acids. Gene Ontology annotation, molecular function: metal ion binding; UDP-sugar diphosphatase activity. Lineage: Eukaryota; Metazoa; Chordata; Lepidosauria; Squamata; Eublepharidae. The transcript is spliced from 5 exons.